Messenger RNA from Apis cerana (Asiatic honeybee), 2472 nucleotides. RefSeq names its product RAS oncogene family member Rab9 (gene Rab9). NCBI's taxonomy places the organism in Eukaryota, Metazoa, Arthropoda, Insecta, Hymenoptera, Apidae. The record is from RefSeq and is a predicted model, not a curated record. Gene Ontology annotation, cellular component: phagocytic vesicle; lysosome; late endosome. Gene Ontology annotation, biological process: retrograde transport, endosome to Golgi. Gene Ontology annotation, molecular function: GTPase activity; GTP binding.
AGCCAUAUUCAUCCUAUAUGUUUAAUAUCCAACAUGGGCGUUUCUUUUGUCGUCUGCAAAGUGUCAAAUACUUUGCGCGCAACAAAAAUGUUUAGGAGCAAUAAUACUUUUUAGCUCUUCAACAUUGGAAAAUUAUUCAUGAUUUUUAUUAUUGCCAAAUGUUUUGGAGUGAACAUAAGAUAUAUAUUUAUUUGAGAAAAUUGCAAUUUUAUUCGGUGAUGGCUAUGAGUCAGUACCAAAAGGCAUCUUUUCAAGGUAUUGCGACUUUGCUCGAAUAAUUAAGUUAACAUCAAAGAAGAUAAGGUACAUGGCUCUUGUGAAAUUGAAAAUUACAAUUUCAUUCGUUAAAAUAAUAUGAAUCCUAUUUAAAUUGAUAUUAAAGUUCUAUUAACAUCACUAUAAAAUGAAAAGGUUAUGCUUUAUCGCGAAACGAAAAUUACAAUAUUAAAGCGUUUUAAAUAAUAUAAUUGUUUAUUGUGUGAAUUAUACAAAGUUAUAAACCCCGAGUGAGCAUUUGCUGUUGGCUUAAAAUGUAUAUAAUAUAAAAAAAAGUGGAUUGUCUUAUUUAAUAUCAGAAUCAGCUGAUUACUACAUUGACAAAGGAUCUCCAAUACAUUCGAUGUUUCACGAAUGAAGAAUUUAUAUAUUUGGUAUUGAAAAUAAUUAUAUAUAUGAAGAAUAUAAAUAUAUAUCAUAUUUUUCAAUAUAUAGUUUCUUUGUUAUUCUAAAAUAAUAAAAAAAAUAAAAAAUGUCAGGAAACAAUUCAGCUAUAGUAGGUACACUUAGAGGUGGUAAUCUACAAAAUCGUAAUUCCCAAAGAUCUACGCUUUUAAAAGUAGUAAUUUUGGGUGAUGGUGGUGUUGGAAAAUCCUGUCUUAUGAAUAGAUUUGUAUCAAAUCACUUUGAUGAACAUAGUUUUCAUACAAUUGGAGUAGAAUUUCUAAACAAGGAUAUUGAAAUUAAUGGAGAAGCAUAUACAUUACAAAUAUGGGAUACAGCUGGACAAGAAAGAUUCAAAACUCUUAGAACUCCAUUUUAUAGAGGCUCUGAUAUUUGCCUUUUAACUUAUGCUGUGGAUGAUAGAACAAGCUUCAAAAAUUUAGCACUUUGGAGAUCUGAAUUUCUUUAUUAUGCUGAUGUUCAAGAAGGAUCAACAUUUCCAUUUAUAGUUGUUGGAAAUAAAGUGGAUGUUCCAGAUUCUGAGAAACAAGUUUCCACAGAAGAAGCUCAAGCUUGGUGUGCAGAAAAUGGAGAUCCUCCUCUAGUAGAAACAUCUGCAAAAGAUGCAACCAAUGUUGAAGCAGCAUUUGGUGCAGCUGUUGCUGCUUGGGCACAACUUGAAGCUAGAUUAGAAAGACCAUUAGUAGAAGAUACUGUUGAUCUUUCCAAACAACAAUCUCCUCAUCGUUCAAGUUGUUGUAUGCCUGUGUCUGGUGCUGAGCUAUGAACGACCAGGAACAGAAGUACAAGAAGAAACGAGUUCAUGAGUAGCAAUCAAACAACAUGAACAAAGGAACUGAAUGAAAAAAAACGAGUCAGCGUACUUUCUAAAGUAGAUUUCUUCGAGAUAGUUUCAGCGGUCUCAUGUAAAUCUAGCAGCUAACAUUCUAUUCUAACUGGUUGCACAAGCAUAGUAUUUAUAAUGACAUCUAAUUUUUAGUUCUCCAAAAUAUGUAAAAUAAUUUUAUAAUUAAUAUAUACUUUCUUUCAUAAUUUAAUCAUAAAUAUAUUGAAUUAAUAUAUUGAAAAAAAUAUUAUCAAUUUAGUUUUUAAUCUAUUUAAUUUAUUAUAUUAUAUUAUUUUAUUAUAUAUUUUUUAAUAAAAUUAUUGAAAUAAAUUAAUUGUAAAAAAACUUUCUUCAAGAAAGUUAAAGAAACAUUUUGAAGUAUUUAACUGAUACGCAUAUUUUCAUAAGAAGCGAAAAAAAAUAUUUACAUAUAAAAAUGCAACAGUCUUAUCUUAUUUGCGAUUGCAGGUGCAUCAGAGAUUUUUUUAAUUUGUAGAAUUACAUUUUUCAUUAAACAAUCGUAGAUAUUUAACGAGAAUGCUUUGAAAUAUAAUCCAUCAUGAAAAUUACAUUUCUUGUUGAAAAGGAAAUAUAAUAUGUUUUGCACCGCAAAUAAUAAUCCGUAAAAACGAGUCACAAAACGCAUCUUAUUCUAUAAACUGCUAAUCAUAUAUCUCCGAUAAAUAAUAUUUUAUCUAAGAUAUUUAUAAUAAUUUUGUUUGAAUAAUAUAUAUAUUCACUUUUCAAAAAUAUAUAUAUUAAUAUACCAGAAAUGAAUUUAUUAUGCAGUUUUUAGAACACGUAUAUAAAGAAAUAUCAUAAUUAUUUAUCAUUGAGAUAAAAAUGUCAUUGGGUGAGGAAUUGUGUGUAAUAGUUUGUAAUCUAUAUAAUUUUAUCAAUAACUAAGCGAAUAUUAUUUUAAGUUAUAUAUAAUAAAAAAUAAAUUAAAUAAAAAAAAACAAAAA